UCAGGCUGCAAACAAAUCUGUAAAGUAAACACCCACUGUUGAUUUGACUAAAAUCGAUAACAUGGAUAAUAUAAAGCAAAAUAUGGAAAAUCCCACAAUUGAAAAUGUUACUCCCAAGAAGUUUCCACCACUUUUAACAACUCAAGACUGUAAAGAGGUACUAAAACAAGUAGCCAAUAUUUAUGAUGUUACUGACACCACCUAUGCCAAGCCCUGCCAAUCCUAUCGUAAUUUUAAAAUACAUCCUAAUACGUUAACACAAACUUCGAAUGUUAAAAGUAGCGCGAACUCAAAAAGUCGCAAGAAAAAACUGGAUCAAACUGAUAAUGAAUCAAGUGUAGAGAAAAUAAGAAAACUUACAAAUGCUUGUGUUCUAGAGAAUAAAGAAAAUAUUAAUCCUCAACAUUUUACAGUGGACUCCAACAUACGCCCUUUAGCAAAAACCAAAAGUAUUAUAUCACCGCAUCUUUUCGAAACACAAUUUAGUGAUAAUACUCCCCCAAAUAAUAACUUAAGAACAACUCAUGAAAAUAAUCAAAGUAAAUUUGUAGAAAAUCUACAAAUUGAUCUAACACAAGAUGAAAUAGUAAUAUCUGAAGCGAUACAAAAUACUGUUAUAAAUAAUGAAAAUAAUUCAAGUUGUGAUUCUAUAGAAUGUGAAGAAGUUCGUGGUUUAAAUGAAAAUUCGUUAAAAGAUUUACAAUAUAUUUGUACACCAACUAAAUCUAUACUUUAUAAUAAUAGCGAAGUGAAUACUCCUAGACCAACUAGUUGUAUGAAUAUAUCGGAUUUAAAUGAUUCAGAUAUGGAAAUAACACAAGUUGUUAAUAAUCAAAAUUUUCUAAUGGAACGACUAAAUGUAAACAAUCAUGAAAAUAAUGCUGUAACACAAAGUUAUGCAUCGGAUAUGAAUAUUACAUAUCCAAGUAAUAAUAAGCCAAAUUUUAUUAUGGACCAACAAACUGAAAAAGUCCCAAGGCCUCAAGCAAAUAAUGAAGUAAUAAAUGAUGUACCAAUUGGUCUGCAAGAAAUUUUAAAAGAUUUUGAGUUUAAUUCAGACGAUAAUUUAGAUACAAAUUUUGUAAUAUCUAAUAAACAAAGAAAUUUCAAUGAAAUUGCUAAACAGUCAUUUCAUAACAAUUCAACGGAACGUGAUUAUUAUAAAGAUUGUGUUAUUUUUCAAAAACGUAUAGAUAAUGCAGAAGUUUCUGAUAGUUCUGAAGAUGAUGAUAAUUUCGAUCAAUUCACUAAACUGCAAAUGAAUUCUAAUAAACAUAAUAACCAGAAUUUUAUAAUUAUGCAAAAUCAACCAUUUUAUUUGAAUAAAAAUCGAGAGCAACAAAAUGAUAUAUGGACUACACCAGUUAAAAAUGAUAUGAUUUCAAGCAAUGUUACUACCACAAUGGCUACAAAAUGCCAAGUAACUCCAACAGCUGUAAUCGUACAGCAAAUCCAAGUUAGUGCUAAAAAAUCCGUUAUACUUAGAAACAAAAAUUCAAGAAAGGAUUUUAAAGCUAACAAAAGUUUAAAUGGCUAUUUUCAAAAUAUGAAUUCACAAAACAAACAAUCAAUGGAUUCAAGAAGAGAACAAAUAUCGUUACAAAUGAAAAAUUCAAAUCAGCCGAAAUUCACUCAAUUAAUUUAUCAUAAAGAUCCAACUAAUAGCAAAAAGAACCCCCCCGAUCGUUAUUACAACAAAGCUAAGGUCCUAGAUAUGCAACAACGUCAAAAAGUAGAACAGUUAUUACAUUUACCAAUAGCUUUACGUCAGCAAUAUUCUAAUCUCACGAAUGGAAAACAAAUUAUUAAUCUUGCUAAAUAUGAUAAUCCGUAUGAAACUCCCUCAACAAAUCCAGCAACUCAGACACAAUGUAAUGAUAAUGAUCAGAAUUUUGAACAUCGAUGUAGUCAAUCUAAUUCCAAUAUCACGGAAGGAAGGAAAAUAAUUGUUUUGAUAAUAAUGAUUACUCAUCGUGUAGUUUCUCGACAACAGCAUUAGAAAAUCGUGAAAAUUCUUUUAAAAGAGAUAUUUUACAAAUUCUCAAUGAUUUCAACGUAAACUUUCAAUUGCGAUUAAAUAAUGCACAGCAAAUGUGUCUAAAAAAUGUCUCCUUACUUUAUAAGGAAAAAUUUUGUGAAAUUGCACAAAAUAUAUUAAAGAAAUCCCAAGAACAUAUUAAUGAACUCGAAGAAAUACGUUCCAAUAUUCGACGUUUAGUAAGAGAAUUAGAAAGGCAAUAUGAUAAAUUCGUUAAUAAAACAAAACAAUUUGAUGUACACAAGGAAAUUAUGGAGCAGGUAUUGGAUUGUUUAAUUAAUACAAAUGUAUCAAAUGUUAUACAGCAGGAUUAUGAAGAGUUAAAACAGCAAUUCAAUUUUGAACAAAAUAAAGUUGUUGAGAAAGUGUGGCGUAAAUAUUUGGAAAAUUUAAGAAAUGAACAUUGAAAUAUUUUUUUUAUUGUUAUUAUGUAUAAAAUUACUUAAAAAUAUUGUUGUAAUAAUUUAAUUUAAAUUUUACUUUGAUUCAA
This is a messenger RNA of Lucilia sericata (common green bottle fly), 2528 nucleotides long. RefSeq lists its product as uncharacterized. The transcript has 6 exons. NCBI's taxonomy places the organism in Eukaryota, Metazoa, Arthropoda, Insecta, Diptera, Calliphoridae. Bases 62 to 1999 code for a protein of 645 amino acids. The record is from RefSeq and is a predicted model, not a curated record.